This is a messenger RNA of Lycium ferocissimum, 4584 nucleotides long. RefSeq names its product formin-like protein 13. The coding region runs from base 197 to 3676 and encodes 1159 amino acids. The record is from RefSeq and is a predicted model, not a curated record. The transcript has 20 exons. NCBI's taxonomy places the organism in Eukaryota, Viridiplantae, Streptophyta, Magnoliopsida, Solanales, Solanaceae.
CUUUACAAAGAAAAAUAACAUACUAAAAAAUUCGAUCAAAACAAACCAAAUUUUCUAUUCAAAUUCACAGAGAAACAUACACAAAUUAUAUAUAUAACUAUCUAAAAAUUGAUGCAAUAAACAUAAAUGUAUGUUAAUUGAAACGAACUAAUAAGAACCUCUGUUUUUUUUUUUUUUUUUUCAGUAAGUAUUAAAAAUGGCGUUGUUUAGGAAAUUGUUUUAUCGGAAACCACCUGAAGGAGUAUUGGAAAUUAGCGAGAGAAUUUACGUAUUUGAUAGAUGCUUCACUACUGAUGUUUGGGAGGAAAAAAAUUACAAAGGUUAUGUUGCUGGUGUAAUCAGCCAACUUAAGGAUCAUUACCCUGACGUGUCAAUUUUGGCUUUCAAUUUUCGGGAAGGUGAGUCACAAAGCCGGAUUGCAAACGAUCUAUCUGAGCAUUAUGUGACCAUAAUGGACUACCCUCGACACUACGAAGGAUGCCCGUUGGUCUCAAUGGAGAUGAUAAACCAUUUCCUUAGAUCCAGUGAAAGUUGGCUUUCCCUUGGGCAGCAAAAUGUGCUCUUAAUGCACUGUGAAUGGGGUGGUUGGCCAGUUUUGGCGUUUAUGUUGGCUGCAUUAUUGAUAUAUAGACGACAUUUCACAGGGGAACAGAAGACCUUAGACAUGAUUUAUAAGCAGGCUCCUCGUGAGCUUUUGUACUUGUUGCAACCACUAAAUCCAAUUCCUUCUCAACUAAGAUAUUUACAGUAUGUAGCAAGGAGGAAUGCGAACAUGCAAUGGCCUCCCAUGGAUAGAGCACUCACUUUGGAUUGCAUCAUUAUUAGGAUGAUACCUAACUUUGAUGGCGAGGGUGGUUGCCGGCCUAUGUUCCGUAUUUAUGGGAAGGGUCCAUUAAUAGUUGCUGAUCAAUCUCCAAAAAAUUUGUUCUCAACACCAAAGAAAAAUAAUGUUGUUCGUCAUUACAAGCAGGCAGAAUGUGAAUUGGUCAAGAUUGAUAUCAAUUGCCAUACACAAGGUGAUGUUGUCUUGGAAUGUAUCAACUUGCACGAUGACCGGGAAGAAAUGAUGUUUCGGACCAUGUUUAACACAUCUUUUAUUAAGUCAAACAUUCUGAUACUUAACCGUGAUGAAAUUGACACACUGUGGGAUGCUAAGGAUCAAUUUCCAAAAGACUUCAGACUGGAGGUUCUUUUUUCGGAGAUGGAUGCUGCUGCUUCUGCAGUCCCUGUUGAUUUGUCUUCUUUUGAGAAGAAGGAUGGCCUUCCAGUGGAGGCAUUUGCUAAAGUUCAGGAAAUCCUUAACAGUGCCGAUUGGCUAAAUCAAAACUGUGAUGCUCCUGGGAAUGUGCUUCAGCUUGUUGAAACCAAAGGAUCUAGUGCUUCUUCUACAUCAUCGCCGGUGUCACCUCAUGAACAUACAACAGUGGAACAUCCUUCACUUCAUGAACAAGAAUGUGGUAAGCUGAAAGAAGUUUCCGCUCUACCUGAAAUCAAGACUGGACCGCUCAAGACGGAUGUUCUCACUUCGCCUUUGUCUUCGCCUCCACCUUUACCUGCAAAUGAUCAAGGUAUUGUCACUGUACCUUCUCCAUCCCAGCCUACAGUAUCUCAACCUGACACAUCUCCGCUUCCUCUUGAGAUUCCUUCAACUCCAUUUGAGAAUGACAAAAUCGCCAAAAUGGAACCUGUUCUGCCAACUUGCCCUUCUGGAAGUUCUUCUCCAUCAGGGCCCAUAUCCAAUAUCAAACAUUUAGAAGAAAAGUUAAUUAAUAAGAGUGGGAUGUUGCCGUCAUCACCACCUCUACCACAUUCAGCCCCUAUAUCGGAGGAGAAUUCUGCUUCUGUGUCCACUCCUCAAACUCCAGCCACUCCUGCACCACCUUUGAAGCAAAAUUUAACUUUCAGCAGUGGGUCAUCACCAUCACCGCCACCACCACCGCCACCUCCUCCAGCACCUACUUCUUCUCCAUGCCUGUUACUUACAACUGCUGUGUUGAGAAAGAAUUGUUCCUCAAUAAGUGGACCACCUCAACCUCCACCGCCACCUCCACCUCCACCUCAACCUACCCCGCCUUUGAAGGAAAAAAUAGAUUCCAAAGGUGGAAUUCUACUGCCUCCGCCUCCGUCUCCGCCACUUCCUGGGCAGCCCGUGAAGGAGAAUUCUUCUUUAACUGGAGGACCCUGUCCGCCUCCACCACCUCCUUUGCCUUCUUCACAGGCUUCUAAGCCUACAGAAUUAUAUUCAGUACCACCAGUACCACCUCCUCCUCCCUUGGUUUCAUCUCUCAAGGAUAAUAACAAUCUCCCAAAGAGUGUUCCUUCCGCUCCUCCUCCUCCUCCGGUUUCUUUUCCUAAGGUGAAUAAUGUGCCUGCUUCUCCAUCUCCACCCCCUCCUAUUGCUCCUCCACCUAACAAAAAUUACCGACGGCUGUUGUCUAGCACUAUGACUUCAAGAAGCAAUUCAACAAAGAAGCUGAAGCCGUUGCAUUGGUUAAAGAUAAGUAGAGCAGUCCAAGGAACCUUUUGGGCUGAAAUUGAAAAAUGUAGCUAUGCCUCCAAGUCAUCAGUGAUUGAUAUGCCAGAACUUGUACAUCUCUUCUCAGUUCAAAAUUUAGACCAAGCCGGUUCAGGAAGGAAUGGGAAUUCGAGGACCAAAUUUGGACAGAAGACUCAGAAAGUGCAGCUGAUUGAUCAUAGACGGGCGUAUAACUGUGAAAUUAUGCUUUCUAAGGUGAAGAUACCGCUGCAUGACAUGCUGACUUCGGUGCUUGCUUUGGAAGAUUCAGCAUUAGAUAUCGAUCAAGUGGAGAACCUGAUUAAGUUUUGCCCAACGAAGGAGGAAAUGGAAGUGCUCAAGGGUUAUAAAGGAGAAAAAGAGAAGUUGGGUAGAUGCGAACAGUUUAUGUUAGAACUGGUACAAGUCCCACGAAUAGAGUCCAAGCUACGGGUUUUCUCAUAUGUGAUUCAGUUUCAAUCCCAGAUUUCUGACCUAAGGAAGAAUCUGAAUAUUGUGAAUUCAGUAACUGAUCAGAUCAGAGGUUCAUCGAAACUGAAAGGGAUCCUACAGACAAUUCUGUAUUUGGGAAAUGCUCUCAACCAGGGAACUGCAAGAGGGUCUGCUGCUGGUUUCAAGUUGGAUAGCCUCCUUAAACUAACUGACACACGUUCAUGGAACAAAAAUAUGACUCUCAUGCAUUAUCUUUGCAAGAUCCUUGCUGACAAAAUGCCUGAACUACUCGAUUUUUCUAAAGAUCUUUCCAGCUUGGAACCCGCAGUGAAGAUUCAACUGAAAUAUUUGGCAGAGGAAAUGCAGGCGAUUAGCAAAGGAAUGGAGAAAGUUGUACAAGAGCUGUCCAUGUCAGAAAAUGAUGGACUUAUGUCUGAGAAUUUCUGUAAGGCUCUGAAGGAGUUUCUGAGCUCUGCCGAAGGCGAAGUCAGUUCCUUGGCCCAACUCUUUUCUGCUGUGGGCAAAAAUGUGGAUUCGUUGAUUAUUUAUUUUGGAGAAGACCCAGCCCGUUGUCCAUUUGAACAAGUUGUCUCGACAUUAAUGAGCUUCCAAAGAAUGUUCAAUCAAGCCUUAGAGGAUAAUCGCAAGCAGCUGGAGUUUGAGAGAAAGAAAGCAGAGAAGGAAGCUAAGGAGAAGCAGAGGACAAGUGCUUCAAAUAAGAAAACUUGAAACUUUGAGCGUUCAGGUAGUGCAAAUCAAUGUAGUUAUAUAUCAGCCCUGGGCUUUGGUUCAACGGUAAAGCUCGUGCAACACGAGAUGUGUGGUAGGCAUAUAUCACAAGUUCGAGUCCUGCUGGGGAGCCAAGUCUAGUAUUUAACUCGAGAAGAUUAGAGGGAUAGGCCCGUCAGCCAACAAGUCCCAGAGCUGGAAAUAGCGGAUUUCUCAGUUAUUGAAAAGAAAAAAUGUAUUCAUAUAUCAUAUCAAUCAGCAUAUUAUCUUGGAAACCGACAUCAUUGAUACGUUUCAAUGGACUGAAGCAAGCUCCUGGAGCUUUUUCACUCAUUUCAGCACUAUAUGGAAGUUGUUCUAUAUCGUAGCGAAGCUUCACCAAGAUUGAAGAUUUGGGGAGUGAGAUAUCAGUCCUUGAUGAUGAAUGGGGAGAUGAUUGACAUUUUUGUUAGUUUGUCGGCAUUGGUCAUCUAACUUUUGAGGUUGAGUUAGGCCCGAAGUUUAUUUCUUAACAGUUCCCAAGCGAAAGUGGUGGAAAUUGCUCUAUCUAGCAUGUUGCAUAUAUAGCUCCCCCUUCGAUCUUGGGAGUGAGAAGUCAGUUGUAAAUGUGAAAUGGGAAAGUGGAGAUUCUUUUGUAUGGAAAAGUUGGCGAUGUAUACUGUACAGUUCUCUAACAGAAUGUCACGGAAGUUGUCUAGUGGGAUAACUUCUGAGCAAGGGUGGAGGCAGUCAUCUACUAUAUAUAUACAUAAAAGAAAAUUUGACUUUAUCUAUACGAUAUAAUUUUUCCAACGAGAGGGGUUCGGAUGCGCCCGUUCCGCUCCUAGCUCCGCGCUUGCUUCAGGUGUGUCAAUCGCAUGUCUUUGUAAAUAUAAUAUGCAGUUUAGAUCAUGUUCCUUUUCUAGCAA